Molecule: messenger RNA, 477 nt
Organism: Parnassius apollo (apollo)
Lineage: Eukaryota; Metazoa; Arthropoda; Insecta; Lepidoptera; Papilionidae
Source: the annotation of a GenBank genome assembly
AUGGUGUGGACCUAUAAACCAAAGACUGAACGAUGCAAUAUAAACGAAGAAAAUAUGAAGACUGCUAUAUCCGACGUUAUAUUGAAAAAAUUAUCUACACGUGUAGUAGCUGGUAAGUAUAACAUCAAAACAGCAACAUUGCAAUAUCGUAUCGAGAAAUUUCUGAAAUCUUUUAAAAAUAAUCAAGCAUCAUCGUCUAAAUCAUACAGUUCUAAACACACUGUUGCUCAAGUAUUUUCAAAACAAGAAAAGAAGAUGCUUACAAAAUAUUAUUUAACUGUAACAAAAUGCACGACGGAUUUAAGAACAUUACGGCAACUUUUGGUUUUGGCCUAUGAAUUUGCCAAAUACUCAGUUGUCAAAUAUCCAGAAUCAUCAAAGAAAAAUAAACGUGCUGGGAAAAACUGGUCAAGAGGGUUUGGAAUGAGGAACCAGGAGCUAAGUCUCAGAAACCCAGAAAAUACAAGCGCAGCAUGA